AUGGUCGAAAAUCUAUCAUCGCAAUUGCCAACAUUAGACAAAUAUAUUGGACGUAUUAAACGACAACAAACCGAAGAUAAAGAUUGUCUGAAAUGGGAUAUUGAGAAAGGCUUACCUCAUCUACCGGUGCCAAGUUUAGAUGCCACAUUGACUAAAUAUCUUCGUUGUUUGGAACCAAUUCAAUCACGAGAUGAGUUCGAUCGAACAAAAGCCUUAGUCGAUCGAUUUCGUUCAUCCGAUACUAAUGUUGGGCAACAUUUACAAGAUAUGCUUACGGAACAUGCAGCAAAGUCUGAGAAUUAUGCUGUAGAUUGGUGGUUAGAAGAUAUGUAUCUUGCCAAUUCGCUUUCCUUACCCAUAAAUUCUAAUCCAGCAUUCGUUUUGCCUCAACAACAUUUUACCGACACAGAAGAUUAUUUAAAAUUUAUCGCUAAACUAAUAUCAGGUAUAUUAGAUUAUAAAGUAUUAAUUGACGCUCGAGCAUUACCCAUCGAUCGAGCAACAAGCCGUGAAAAAGGUCAACCUCUAUGCAUGGAACAGUAUUAUCGUUUAUUUUCUUGUUAUCGUAUGCCCGAUGUAUCCAUAGAUCGUCUUCUACAAAUGCGUAAUAGUAAAUUACUUUAUCAUCAAGGUGAACAUGUUAUUGUUGCAUAUCGAAAUCAAUUUUUUGUUUUAAAUGUUAUCGUUAAUUUUACAAGAUUAGAUGAAGAUGAUAUUUAUACAUUAUUAAGGCGUGUCGUGCAAAUAGCAGAUGAUGAUCCAUGGUCGACUGAUGAAGUCGGUAUUUAUACAUCAUUACCAAGACGUACGUGGGCACAUGUUAGAACGGAACUAAUGAAAGAUGCAUUAAAUCGUGAUUCACUUGAUCUUAUUGAACGAUGCAUUUUUCUUGUAUGUUUGGAUCAAGCGGAUAUACCUGAUUUGGACGAAGAAGAGGAUCUUGUUAAUUUUAAUACAGCAGUAAAACGUGAUUUCGUUUCAUUAGGCGAACAAAUAUUACACGGAGGCAAAAAUAUGCUUAAUGCUUCAAAUCGUUGGUAUGAUAAAACUAUGCAAUUUAUUAUUGGUACUGAUGGUAUGUUUGGCUUAAAUUAUGAACAUUCGCCAGCUGAAGCUAUUGCUGUUAUUCAAUUAAUUGAACAUCUUUUUAAAUAUAUAGACGAAAAAACUCGUGAAAGAUUUCAUCGUUCAAAAUCAUUAUGUGAACUUCCAGUACCACAUCGAUUAAAAUGGAAUUUGAAUCAAUUUUUAAGACAAAAUAUUUCUCUAUCAAAAGAACUAUUACAAAAUGCAAUACAUGAUUUUGAUUUAUAUAUUCUUAAAUUUACCGAUUAUGGAAAAGAGUUUCCAAAAAAACAUAAUAUGAGUCCUGAUGCAUUCAUUCAAAUGUGUCUUCAAUUUACUUAUUUCAAAAUGUACAAUAAACUCGUAUCAACCUACGAAAGUGCAUCAACACGACGAUUUCAUUUUGGUCGUGUAGAUAAUAUUCGAGCGAAUACACCUGAAGCACUCGAGUGGGCACGAGCUAUGGUUGACGAAAGUGGAAACAUAUCCGCAGCUGAAAAAUUACGUUUAUUCCGGCAAGCUAUGCAAGCGCAAACUGACCUUAUGAUUCAAAAUAUCCUUGGCAAUGGAAUGGAUUGCCACAUGCUCGCUCUUAAACAAAUAGCACGUGAUAAUCAUCUUCCAAUUCCAGAUCUAUUUCUUGAUCCCAGCUAUGAAUUAAGUAAUCACUUUAGUCUAUCAACAAGUCAAGUAACAACAAAUAUAAAUGACUCAUUUAUUUGUUAUGGUGCCGUUGUACCCGACGGCUAUGGUUGUUCCUACAAUGUUCAUUCAGAUAGUAUUCUUUUUUGUUUAUCAUCAUUUAGUAGUUGUUCAACAACCAAUUCUCGCGAAUUUGCUGAAUCAUUGACCGAUACACUCUAUGAAAUUCGUGAUUUAUGCACAUUGGUGCAACAUGAACAACAAACCAUAGCUCUUCGGCGUCCGUCAUAUGCUGCAAAAGUUGCUGCGCAAAAGUUUAUUUCAUCUACAUCAGUCGAAUCAAACGAACACAAUACAGUUUAA
Rotaria socialis is the source of this 2070-nucleotide messenger RNA. NCBI's taxonomy places the organism in Eukaryota, Metazoa, Rotifera, Eurotatoria, Philodinida, Philodinidae. The record is from the annotation of a GenBank genome assembly.